Ipomoea nil (Japanese morning glory) is the source of this 1816-nucleotide messenger RNA. RefSeq names its product LRR receptor-like serine/threonine-protein kinase FLS2. Gene Ontology annotation, molecular function: protein binding. The coding region runs from base 41 to 1816 and encodes 591 amino acids. The transcript has 2 exons. Lineage: Eukaryota; Viridiplantae; Streptophyta; Magnoliopsida; Solanales; Convolvulaceae. The record is from RefSeq and is a predicted model, not a curated record.
AGUGUUAAUUCCAUUUUGUAAGCUCCUCAAUUUGGUUUCCAUGGAUCUCUCUGGGAAUAAUAUUCAAGGUCUGAUUCCACAUUGUUUUGGAAAUUUGACUUCUUUAACCUCUCUUCACUUAGCAAGAAAUAGGUUGGAAGGUUCAAUUCCAAACAGCAUAAGACAUCUUUGUAGAUUGCAAAGUCUAGAUUUAUCUGUAAAUGAACUAAGCGGGUCAUUGACGGAUUCCUUAGGGGCUCCAUCUGAGUGCCUUUCAUAUAGUUUGCAAAUGUUAUCCUUAGAUGACAACCAUUUUACUGGUCAACUACCAAAUCAGUUAUACAUGCAUACAAAUUUGAAUACCCUUUCUCUCUAUUCAAAUUCCCUCUCUGGUCCCCUAGCAGAUUCACUUGGAAAUUUGUCAAUGUUGUCUUUCUUAGAUAUUUCUUACAACAAGUUCAGUGGUAGCAUUCUCUCUGAAUCACAUUUUUCAAAACUCACCAAUCUCAAAGCGCUUGCAAUAUCUAAAAAUUCAUUAUUUCUUCAUGUAAGCCCCAACUGGGUUCCUCCUUUUCAAGCAACAGAGAUUUAUAUGGAUUCAAUCAAAGUUGGCCCUCACUUUCCACAAUGGCUUUGUACCCAAACAAAACUUAAUUUCCUAUACAUGUCCAAUGCAAGCAUCUCAGAUGCUAUCCCUGAUUGGUUUGGAAAUUUCUUCUGGACUUGCAGUUACAUAGAUCUCUCUAAAAAUGAUAUUAGAGGAGAACUCCCCAUGAGAGUAGAAGGUCGUUACAUGUUUGAAAUUGAUUACAGGAGUACAUUUGAGUUUUCAGGCAAUCAUUUAGAGUUUUCAAGCAAUCAUUUGACUGGUGAAAUUCCAAAGUGGUUAUGCAAUUUAAAAGAUUUAGCCGUCCUUGAUAUUUCUUCAAAUAAGUUGUUUGGAGAAAUACCUUCGUGCUUUGGAAAACUACAAGAGUUGGAAUAUUUAGAUUUGGGGAAUAACCAUUUAUUUGGUCACAUUCCAAAUUCAUUGGGAUCUCUCACUAACCUCCACACUCUGCACUUGCAGAACAACAAAUUUAAAGGGGGACUCCCUUCAAGCUUGCAAAAUUUAGGAAGGUUAGUCACCUUGGAUUUAAGUGAAAAUGGAUUAAUGGAUGUUAUUCCCCCUUGGAUCGGAGAAAACCUACCAAGUCUCAGGUUUCUUAAUUUUCAGAAAAAUAAAUUCUUUGGAGAUAUUCCAUUGCAAUUGUGUUAUCUGAAAGAUCUUCAGUUGUUGAACUUGGCAAAUAACAAUAUUUCUGGGCCUAUCCCUCGGUGUUUCAACAACUUCACUGCAAUGGUUAAUGGAUUUUCUAUCUUCCUUUUAAAUUAUGUUGAAAACAUUCAUGAAGAUAUAAAAGGAUUGGAAUUGGAGUAUACUACAAACCUUAGAUUUCUUAUAUCCAUUGACCUUUCAGAGAAUCAUAUCAUUGGAGAGAUCCCAUUAGAAGUUAUGAGUUUGCGUGCAUUGAAUAAUCUAAAUCUUUCUAGAAAUAAUCUGAGUGGGACUAUCCCUCAGACAAUUGACAAUCUGAGCAAAAUUGAAUCUCUUGAUUUGUCAAUGAAUGCGCUCUCCGGUCCCAUUCCUCAAAGCUUAUCAUCAUUGAAUUUUUUGAGCUAUUUGAAUCUGUCAUUUAACAAGUUGUACGGAAGAAUACCAACCGGGCAUCAACUCCAGACCCUCGAUAAUCCAUCCAUUUAUAUUGGGAACGAAGGACUUUGUGGUGUCCCACUUUUGAAGAGUUGUCUGUUGUGGUUUUUGGGAAAAUGUCGUAGUAUUUUUUGUAAAGGCUAA